AUGCCACUUCCAACCGGUGUUUAUCGCGCCGACCAGGUCGGAUCCCUCCUUCGGCCGAAGGAAAUCCUCGAGGCACGUGAGAAAGUCGCGGCGGGAGCACUGACAAAGACAGACUUGCGGCAGCUCGAGGACAAGUACAUCGCCGACGUAGUGCGCAAACAGCUCAAUGCCGGCCUCCGCGCCAUCACCGACGGCGAGUUCCGUCGUGCCUUCUUCCACCUGGACUUCCUCCAGCAUCUGGACGGCAUCGAGGUACGUGGGAACAUGAUGUCGACCAACACUUCUAAGGGUGGGUUUGCACCGCCGAAGCUGGUCGUGACGGGCAAGCUCGGCCACAGCAAGCCCAUCCAGGUGGACGACUUCAAGUUCCUGGAGCGCCAGAUCGCCGAGGCCGGCGGCGAGAGCGCCUUUGGCAAGGUCUCGUCGAAAGUUGCCAUUCCCAGUCCGACCAUGGUGCACUUCCGCGGCGGACGCGAGACGAUUGACCUCGACGCGUACCCGUCCAUGGACAGUUUCUUCGACGACCUGGCGCGGGUGUACCAGGAGGAACUGCAGGAUCUGUACGACGCGGGGUGCCGCUUCGUGCAGCUGGACGACACAAAUCUCGCCUACCUGUGCGACCCCAAGAUGCGGUCCGAGGCCGAGACGCGGCACGGCGCCGACGCCAAGCAGCUCGCCAGCCAGUACGCCACGCUGAUCAAUCGGGCGAUCGAGAAGCGGCCGCGCGACAUGACCAUCGGCAUCCACCUCGAGGUGCUCUUCAAGGACCUGAACGUCGACGUCUACUUCCUGGAGUACGACGACGCCCGCUCCGGCGACUUCAGCCCCUUGCGCCACCUGCCGCCCCACAAAGUCGUCGUGCUCGGGGUGAUGACCAGCAAGAAGGGUGCCCUCGACGACAAGGACGCCAUGGUCCAGCGCCUUCGCGAGGCCGCCAAGUACUGCCCGAAAGGUCUCGACCAGCUCUGCCUCAGCCACCAGUGCGGCUUCAGCAGCACCAUGGAGGGCAACGAGUUGAGCGAGGACCAGCAGUGGGCCAAGAUCCGCCUCGAGGUCGACAUUGCCAAGACCGUCUGGGGACCCAAUACCGCUGAGUGA
Messenger RNA from Fonsecaea erecta, 1098 nucleotides. RefSeq lists its product as hypothetical. The coding region runs from base 1 to 1098 and encodes 365 amino acids. NCBI's taxonomy places the organism in Eukaryota, Fungi, Ascomycota, Eurotiomycetes, Chaetothyriales, Herpotrichiellaceae. The record is from RefSeq and is a predicted model, not a curated record. Gene Ontology annotation, molecular function: 5-methyltetrahydropteroyltriglutamate-homocysteine S-methyltransferase activity; zinc ion binding. The transcript is spliced from 2 exons.